UCUCGCCACAACCUUCUUCCCUCACCUCCGCAAAACAGGCAGUUACCGGGUGCUGGAGCUUUCCCUCGAUUUCCGGAAUAGGCCGGUCGCCUGUGGAGUCAGUUUCCGCGCAAGACUGCUAGCUACUCCGGCCUGGAGGGCGGAGCGGCGGGACGCUAAGGAGCCUUGCGCUGGGUGACGACCUCGGUCACGUUUUACGGCCGUUCCUCUCGUCGGCGGGGUACAGCGGCCGCGCACGCGCGGCAGGGGGCGUGGGACUGGGCCCUGCUUGACGCGAUCGCAGCCUGCGGCGGCGAACUGCGGGUAGGCGGCUGUGUGUGUUCGCCGCCGAGCUGACGGGGCUGGGACGCGGGGUGUGGAUGGGGGAUCGCCUUGACCUCGGCCUCAGCCAGUAGGACAGCCUCGGCCUCGCGGACGGAAAUGGUGCCCUCGGUGCGGACGAUGGGAGAGAAACUGAAGCGGCGGCUGCGGCUGGACGUGGGGCGCGAGAUCUGCCGCCAGUACCCGCUGUUCUGCUUCCUGCUGCUCUGCCUCAGCGCCGCCUCCCUGCUGCUUAACAGGUAUCUUCAUGUUUUAAUGAUCUUCUGGUCAUUUGUUGCUGGAGUUGUCACAUUCUACUGCUCACUAGGACCUGAUUCUCUCUUGCCAAAUAUAUUCUUCACAAUAAAAUACAAACCCAAGCAGUUAGGACUUCAGGAAUUAUUUCCUCAAGGUCAUAGCUGUGCUGUUUGUGGUAAAGUGAAAUGUAAACGACAUAGGCCUUCUUUGCUACUUGAAAACUACCAGCCAUGGCUAGACCUGAAAAUUUCUUCCAAAGUUGAUGCAUCUCUCUCAGAGGUUCUUGAAUUAGUGUUGGAAAACUUUGUUUAUCCAUGGUACAGGGAUGUGACAGAUGACGAAUCCUUUGUUGAUGAACUGAGAAUAACAUUGCGGUUUUUUGCAUCUGUCUUAAUAAGAAGGAUUCACAAGGUGGAUAUUCCAUCCAUUAUAACCAAGAAACUAUUAAAAGCAGCAAUGAAGCAUAUAGAAGUGAUAGUUAAAGCCAGACAGAAAGUAAAAAAUACAGAGUUUUUACAGCAAGCUGCUUUAGAAGAAUAUGGUCCAGAGCUUCAUGUGGCUUUGAGAAGUCGAAGAGAUGAAUUACACUAUUUAAGGAAACUUACGGAACUGCUUUUUCCUUAUAUUUUGCCUCCUAAAGCAACAGAUUGCAGAUCUCUGACCUUACUUAUAAGAGAGAUCCUGUCUGGCUCUGUGUUCCUUCCUUCUUUGGAUUUCCUAGCUGAUCCAGAUACUGUGAAUCAUUUGCUUAUCAUCUUCAUAGAUGACAGUCCACCUGAAAAAGCAACUGAACCAGCUUCUCCUUUGGUUCCAUUCUUGCAGAAAUUUGCAGAACCUAGAAAUAAAAAGCCAUCUGUGCUGAAGUUAGAAUUGAAGCAAAUCAGAGAGCAACAAGAUCUUUUAUUUCGUUUUAUGAACUUUCUGAAACAAGAAGGAGCGGUGCACGUGUUGCAGUUUUGUUUGACUGUGGAGGAAUUUAAUGAUAGAAUUUUACGACCAGAAUUAUCAAAUGAUGAAAUGCUGUCUCUUCAUGAAGAAUUGCAGAAGAUUUAUAAAACAUACUGUUUGGAUGAAAGUAUUGACAAAAUUAGAUUUGAUCCCUUCAUUGUAGAAGAGAUUCAAAGAAUUGCUGAAGGGCCAUACAUAGAUGUUGUGAAACUUCAAACUAUGAGAUGUCUUUUUGAAGCAUAUGAACAUGUUCUUUCCCUCUUGGAGAAUGUAUUUACCCCUAUGUUCUGCCAUAGUGAUGAGUAUUUUAGACAACUUUUAAGAGGUGCAGAAUCACCAACACGCAAUUCAAAAUUCAACAGAGGUAGCCUAAGUUUGGAUGAUUUUCGGAACACACAGAAAAGGGGAGAAUCAUUUGGAAUCAGCAGAAUAGGUAGCAAAAUUAAAGGAGUAUUCAAAAGCACCACAAUGGAGGGAGCUAUGUUGCCUAAUUAUGGUUUAGCUGAAGGUGAAGAUGAUUUUAUUGAAGAAGGUAUUGUUGUAAUGGAAGAUGAUUCUCCAGUGGAGGCUGUGAGCACACCUAAUACUCCCCGAAACCUUGCUGCAUGGAAAAUUAGCAUUCCAUAUGUAGACUUUUUUGAGGAUCCCUCCUCUGAAAGGAAGGAGAAGAAAGAGAGAAUUCCUGUGUUUUGUAUUGAUGUUGAAAGAAAUGAUAGAAGAGCAGUUGGACAUGAGCCUGAACACUGGUCUGUCUAUAGAAGAUAUCUUGAAUUCUAUGUACUUGAAUCAAAAUUAACAGAAUUUCAUGGUACAUUUCCUGAUGCCCAGCUUCCUUCUAAGAGGAUUAUUGGCCCCAAAAAUUAUGAAUUCUUAAAGUCAAAGAGGGAAGAGUUCCAGGAAUAUCUACAGAAACUUCUGCAGCAUCCAGAACUGAGUAAUAGUCAACUUCUGGCAGACUUUCUUUCCCCUAAUGGUGGGGAAACACAGUUUCAUGAUAAAAUACUACCAGAUGUAAAUCUUGGGAAAAUUAUAAAGUCUGUUCCUGGAAAACUAAUGAAAGAGAAAGGUCAGCAUUUGGAACCUUUUAUCAUGAAUUUCAUUAAUUCUUGUGAAUCUCCAAAGCCUAAACCAAGUAGACCAGAACUGACCAUUCUCAGCCCUACUUCAGAAAACAACAAGAAGCUUUUCAAUGAUCUGUUUAAAAAUAAUGCAAACCGUGCUGAAAACACAGAAAGAAAGCAAAAUCAGAAUUAUUUUAUGGAGGUGAUGGCUGUAGAAGGAGUCUAUGACUACCUGAUGUACGUAGGACGUGUAGUUUUCCAGGUUCCUGACUGGCUUCAUCAUCUCUUAAUGGGAACUCGAAUCCUCUUUAAAAACACCCUGGAUAUGUAUACUGAUUACUAUCUUCAGUGUAAACUAGAACAGCUGUUUCAGGAACACCGUUUGGUCUCACUCAUAACACUUCUUCGAGAUGCUAUAUUCUGUGAAAACACUGAACCUCGCUCUCUCCAAGAUAAGCAGAAAGGAGCAAAACAGACUUUUGAAGAAAUGAUGAAUUACAUUCCAGAUCUGUUAGUCAAGUGUAUUGGUGAAGAAACCAAGUAUGAAAGCAUCAGACUUCUGUUUGAUGGCUUACAGCAGCCAGUACUCAACAAGCAGCUUACUUAUGUUUUAUUGGACAUUGUGAUACAGGAGCUGUUUCCAGAGCUCAAUAAGGUACAAAAGGAAGCUACCUCUGUGACACCUUGGAUGUAAACACUUGGAUUUGGUAUAGGAUAACCCAUUGAAAUUUCUGCUGUGGUAGGGUGGUAGAAAUGUACUUUUUUGGUUAUAUUCUUUUAUAUAUAUCAUGUACAUCACUGUCUUAAAUUUUAAUUAUUUUUUUGUUUUUAAUAAAGACUAACACAAACUUAAUAAUAAUUAAAAGUGA
This is a messenger RNA of Saimiri boliviensis boliviensis (Bolivian squirrel monkey), 3436 nucleotides long. RefSeq names its product sorting nexin 14 (gene SNX14). The record is from RefSeq and is a predicted model, not a curated record. Gene Ontology annotation, molecular function: phosphatidylinositol-3,5-bisphosphate binding. Lineage: Eukaryota; Metazoa; Chordata; Mammalia; Primates; Cebidae. Gene Ontology annotation, biological process: autophagosome maturation. Gene Ontology annotation, cellular component: late endosome.